UUUCAGAUUUGGAGUCCAUUUGAGCAGCUGGAGUUCAUAGAUACCACCUCUUAUUGUUGCUAAGAUGCCGCCAAGGAGAAGAACCACCCGUGCCCAGACCGCCAGAGCCGUUAGAGACAAUGUAGAUGAGCAUGAGCAGCCCGCAGUUCCACCACCCGCGGCUCCACCAGUUGAUCAGGAUGCAUUGAGACAGAUGGUUCAGGAUGCCGCUAGACAGGCCGCUCAGGAAGCACUUCAGCAGAUUGCCCAGGAGGCAGCCAGGCAGGCCGCUCAGGAGGCCGCCCGAGUAGCUGCUCAGGAGGUUGCUCGUCAGAUGGCUGCCGUUCAGCAGGGACCGCAGAUUCAGGUUCAGCAAGUUCCACUGGUUCAUGUCCAACAAGAUCAGCAGAUUCCAGCUCAGCAUGAUCAUCAGGAUCCCGUUCAGCAGGUUCCCCUUCCACAGGUUCCUCUGCAGCAGGGUCCAGUUCAGCAGUUUGCUCAUGGUGUUCAGGAUCUACCGCCACCACCACCGCGACCUCAUGUUUACCCGGUUUAUAAUGAGAGGUUCUACAGGCUGACAUGUCAGAUGAGAAACAUGGAGAUGGAGCAUUUUAGCGGGACAGUGGAUGCUGUAGCUGCACACGAUUGGAAGUUAGCCUUGCAGCGGAAGCUGGAGAUUAUUGAGUGUCCACCAGAGUUGUCGCUCAGAUUGACUAUGCAGUACCUUCGUGGAGAUGCUCUUAUAUGGUGGGAGGGAAUACGAUUGAGCCAUUUUGGGCCAGAGAGACUUACUUUCGCUGAUUUCAUUCGAGAGUUCGAUAGGAAAUACUUUCCGAAGGAAGCGAUGGAUAGGAAGAAGUGCGAGUUCGAGCAUGUAAGCCAGGGAGAGAUGUCUAUCAGGGAGUAUGAGGUUGUGUUCAACCAACUUCGCAGAUUUGCAGGAGUGGGCAUUUCAGAAGAAGACUUGAUUAGAAAGUUUUUGAGUGGGAUGCGAGUGGAGAUUCGUAACAGGUGUCGCGUAGUCACUUACCACCGGUUGGGAGAUUUGGUGGAGAAAGCUGCCGAGCAGGAGGCAGGCUUGGCGGAGGAGAAGGAACUCGCCAAAGCAGUUCAUGUUAAGUCUGGAAAAGCUCCAGAGUCUCAAAGGAGAGCAGGGGACCCGUCGGGAUUACCGAUAUGUCCUCGUUGCCAUCGCAGUCACAGUGGGCAGUGUAUGAGGUGUCUUACUUGCGGUAGGAUUGGACACAUUGCGAAGUUUUGUCGAGCUAGGCCAUUGGAUACGCCACCAGUCAGACAGAUUGCAGCACCAGCAGCACCAGCAGCGGCACAUGUUUGCUUUGGCUGUGGUCAGCCAGGUCACUUCAUCAGAGAUUGCCCGAGGAAGGACAAUGCGGCACUUCCACCACCACCGAAGCGUCUAGCCAUCGCUCCACGUGUGUUUGCGGUUGGAGAUCCUCAGGGAGCUGAGCCGAUAGCAGGUAUGAGUCUUUUCCAUACUUGUUUGUGUUUGGGUAUUUUGGCUCGUGGUUGUCAUGUGUAGUUAGUAAAAAUCUCGUGUAGGAUCGGUUUUAGUUGGAGGAGAGUCAGCUUAUACCUUAUUCGACACGGGAGCCUCUCAUAGUUUUGUGAGUCCGCGCUUAGUCCAGUCUUGGUCUUUUCGUGGAGUCUUUGAACCGAAGGCUAAGCAGAUCCAGACUGCCGGCACGGAGAAGUUGGGUGCAGUUGGCAUUCAUCACGAUGUACCAGUUCUACUUGGAGGAGUCGAGUUGCUCGGAGAUUUGACGGAGAUGGAGAUGAGCUCCUACGAUGUUAUACUUGGGAUGGAUUGGCUGUCGCGACAUCGAGUAGUCUUGGAUUGUCCGAAGGCAAGAGUUAAUAUCCCUAGAGAAGAAGGAAAGAUCAUUUGCGAGGGAAUUCAGACACACCGGGAAAUUUCUAUCGUCUCCAUGUUGCGUGCAGAAGAGUUAUUGGAAAGUGGAGCAGAGGGAUUCUUGGCAACCAUUUCGAUGGUUAAGGAGGACGGUCAACAGAAGCUGCA
This is a messenger RNA of Brassica napus (rape), 2017 nucleotides long. RefSeq lists its product as uncharacterized. Bases 65 to 1519 code for a protein of 484 amino acids. Lineage: Eukaryota; Viridiplantae; Streptophyta; Magnoliopsida; Brassicales; Brassicaceae. Gene Ontology annotation, molecular function: zinc ion binding; nucleic acid binding. The transcript is spliced from 2 exons. The record is from RefSeq and is a predicted model, not a curated record.